AUGGAUGAUCUCUCAGGAUUAAACUGGUCGUCGACGACCAACUCGACGAACAACAAGCCGCCGCCGAUGAACCCCUCGGGUGCCAACUACUUCGGCUCCAUGCGACCGGCCAACUCGACGCCAUCACCGUUCCCCUCCGGUCGCAACACGCCUCUGUCUGCACAGGGAUCUGGAGCCGUCGCUGCGAAGCCUCCGCCCGCGAAGCCACCCGCUGACAGUUUCAGCAACCUGAUGAACUUUGGUGGUGCCGGGCCUGCCAAACCGACGUCAAAACUCACCUUGCUAGAACAGCAACAGAAGCUCGAGGCGGAGAAGAGGAAGAAGGAAGAGGAGAGACGGAAACAAGCGCAGGCGCAAUUUGGUGGUGGUUUCUUGGAUACACUCGGAUCAGGCUCCGUGUCGAGGACGACGUCCCCUGGCAUACUGUCCCCUGGCUCUUCUACGGGCAAGAAGGCCAGUGACGAUGACGACCUCUUUGCGGCGUUCAACUCUGAGACCAAGGUCGACAAUGCCAGCCACUAUCCUCCGCCUCCUCAGAAGAGCCCCUCGCCUGCGAUUGCCCCAGGCUUGGACCUCAGCAACCCAAGCGCAUGGAGUCAGGCACCUCCCCCUGCCAAUGGCGGCUUUGGAGACGACGACGAUCCGUUUGGUCUGAAUCAGCUAAAGCCCAAAGCUGUGUAUCCCGCACCCCAGCCGAUGAACGACGACGACGACGACUUCCUCGGCGACCUAGCCCGCCCGGUUGAAGAGGUUCGGCGCAAGCAACCCACCCCGCAGCCCAAGGGGCCUGAGCCCGGAAAGCCGAUUGAGGCAUCCGACUCCAGCUCAGAUGAUGAACAGCAGCCAGCUCCCAGGGGCGAAAUGGCCGAAUUUGACAAUGCCGUCGCGCAGCUCGUCGAUUAUGGCUUUACCCCUGAAAACGCUCGGAGGGGGUUGACAGAGAGUGGUGCGGGGUUGAAUGUGCAAGCAGCGGCCAACUGGCUUUUGGACGAUGCGCACCGACAAGCCAAGGCAAAGGCCCAAGGAAAGGACCCGGCAGCGGCUUCAAGAAGGGGCCGGGAGGAUAGUGGCAGACACGACAGUCAAAGGCGGGCCGAUACUAGGUCUCCUGCCGGUGAAGCUGACUUCUCAAAGACUGCUGCGGCUAUGGGGAAUAGCAUUUUCAAGACAGCCAACUCUUUGUGGAAGACUAGCAAGAAGCAGGUUGCGGCCGCAGUGGCAGACUUCAACCAACCCGAGGGAGACCCUAGCCAGCCAAAAUGGAUGCGUUCGGUAGCGCAGGCAGAUCGUGCGCAGCCUGAGAGGCGGGUGGCCGAGGCUACAAACGAGGCCAUGAUGCUAGAGUCUGGCGGUCGACCACAAAGGAGAACCGGACAGUCAUCGCAGUCGCCGAGACCAGAGGCGCCUCGUCGGACAGCAUCCCCUAGAGACCAAUCUCCUGCGGUGUCGGCCCCGUCAAGCGGAAGAGGCACCCCGGUCCCGAGAUGGCAACAACAGAGCGGCCCAGCAGUGCCGGAUUCAAGAACUCGUGCAAGCAAGCUGGCCAUGGCAGACGACAGCGCGGCCUCGUAUUUCAGCCCUGCCAGGAGGAAGAAGGCUACACCUCAGCCAGAAGCACCUCCGCCUCAGCAGGAGGAGCCGGAUCUGCUUCUUGCUGCACGACCUGCUAGACCUCCUUCUCCUAAGCCUGCCCCUCGACUGACUCGUCAAGUCCCGCCUAUUACACCUGCGGCGAUACAACAGUCAACGAAACAUCGUCUCGAUGGAACUGCCCAUUUCAAGCGUGGAGAUUACGGCGCAGCUCACUCAUCUUACACGUCAUCCCUCUCUGCUGUGCCAUCUUCGCAUCCCCUCGCAAUUGUCAUUCUUACAAACCGGGCACUGACAUCGUUGAAGAACGGUGAGCCCAAGCGGGCGGUUGAGGAUGCCGAUGCCGCACUGAAGAUUAUUGGUCCUGCUGGUGGCCAAGGCGAGCAAGUGUCUGUUGUUGUAGGUGACACCGGCGGCCAGGAAAGCCGCGACAUGCGAGACCUGUACGGCAAGGCAUUGAGCCGCAAGGCCGAGGCCCUCGAGCAGAUGGAGCGAUGGGGCGAUGCCCACGCCGUCUGGUCAACCUGCGUGAAGAACGGCGUCGGCGGCCCUACUGCUAUCUCUGGCCGACAAAGAUGCCAGUCUGCCCUGGCUCCCAAGCCCAAGCCCAAGCCUCGACCCGCCGCUGCUACUCCUGCUCGGUCUCGCCCUGUCGCGGCUUCUGCCAAGAACAUGGAGGCCGUCGAGCGCUUGCGGAAGCAGAACCAGGCAGCGGCGCAAGAAGACGACGAGAAGUUUGCGCUGUCGGAGAAGGUUGACGCUAAGAUUGCGGCGUGGAGGGACGGAAAAAGGGAUAACCUGCGCGCUCUCAUUGGUAGCUUGGACUCGGUGCUCUGGGAAAACAGCGGGUGGAAGAAGGUUGGGCUGCACGAGCUUGUUAUGGCCAACAAGGUGAAGAUUCACUACAUGAAGGCCAUUGCCAAGUGUCAUCCCGACAAGCUUCCUCAAGACGCUAGCACGGAAGUGAGGCUUAUUGCCGCUACGGUCUUUGCGACGUUGAAUGAGAGUUGGGAUAAGUUCAAGUCCGAGAAUGGAUUGUAA
Molecule: messenger RNA, 2631 nt
Organism: Colletotrichum phormii
Lineage: Eukaryota; Fungi; Ascomycota; Sordariomycetes; Glomerellales; Glomerellaceae
Exons: 3
Coding region: 1-2631 (876 amino acids)
Biological process (GO): clathrin-dependent endocytosis; clathrin coat disassembly
Cellular component (GO): cytoplasm; intracellular membrane-bounded organelle; vesicle
Molecular function (GO): clathrin binding
Source: RefSeq, a predicted model, not a curated record